AUUUAUUUGGAAACGCCGAAGAAAAAUAGAGUCCUAACAAAGGAAUACAUAAAGAGGCUCACUGAGGAGAGAGCAGAAGAGAUAGUGGCUCAAAAACAAGCACAAGAAGGUGUUCCACUGCAAGCAAAAGAAGACAGAGGGACAACUCAGUAGCAAUCUCAUCGUCAUGGUAUAUAAAUCUUCACCUGGUGAGAUGAAACUUGAGGAAGAUCUCGGCCCGGAUCGGGAGGACGACUUCCAAACGGACGACGAAGAAAACCAGGGGAACAGGGUGUUUGAUAAUUUGGAUGAUGAUUCUGAAUCGGAUUCAUCAGUUCUUUCGCAAAAAUUGUCCAAUGAUAAUAUCAUGCCUUCUUGGCCUCAAAGCUAUCGGCAAUCCAUGGACAUGUUAACGAGUGUAACACCACCUGGAAUUAGUUUCAUAAGGCGAAUUGGCUCAAAAGGAAGUAGUAAUAAUCAGUAUUUGACUACAGCAUUCAAGAGAUCUCAAGAAUGGAAGCAAGAGGAUUCUUCUUUGGCUAAACCUCUUGUCUCGGAUCAACUAAAAGAAGUGGAGAAUGGUGUUUCAGAAGAACAACCUGCGAGACAGCAGUCAAGUGUAUUUCAACAUUCCAAGUUUUCUCUUGAUGAUUUGCCACCACCACAACACCAAUGCUCAUUUGCCCAGUCAGUUAUUAAUGGAACGAAUAUAUUAUGUGGGAUAGGACUUCUUACGAUUCCAUAUGCUAUAAAAGAAGGAGGAUGGUUGAGCCUUACAAUCCUUAUAUUAUUUUCUAUCAUUUGUUGUUAUACUGGAAUUUUACUGAAAAGAUGUUUGGAAAGCAACCCUGGACUCAAAACAUAUCCAGAUAUCGGCCAAGCCGCCUUUGGAGUAGUUGGUCGCUUAGGGAUUGCGAUAUUCUUGUACAUGGAAUUGUACGCAGCUGCUGUUGAGUUUAUAACACUAAUGAGUGAUAACCUCUCAUCACUGUUUCCUAAUGUCCACAUCAAAGUUGGUGGGAUAGAUUUGGAGACUCAUGUGUUUUUUGCAAUCACUGCAGCUCUUAUGGUUCUUCCUACUGUUUGGCUUCGAAAUCUAAGCCUUCUUUCUUAUAUCUCAGCUGGAGGAAUAUUUGCAACAAUAAUGGUGACAUUAUGCUUGUUUUGGGUUGGGUUGGUUGAUCAUGUUGGAUUGAAACCAGGAAGAAAACUUUUAGACCUUGAAAACAUUUCUGUAUCAGUUGGUCUAUAUGGUUUUGGUUUUGCUGGCCAUGCUGUUUUCCCAAAUGUCUACUCUUCUAUGCAGGAUCCAUCAAGAUUCCCAUCAGUUCUAUAUCUUAGUUUUGCCUUUUGUCUUUUUAUGUACAUGAGUGUUGGUGCAGUUGGAUAUUUAACUUUUGGCGAGUCAGUUGAGUCUCAAUUUACUUUAAACAUGCCCAAAGAGUUAUAUGCAUCAAAGAUUGCAACCUGGACAACUGUUAUAACACCGUUGGCAAAAUAUGCACUAACGAUAUUACCCAUUGCAUUGAGUAUAGAGGAACUUAUCCCUAACAACAAGCUAAGAUGUCAUGCCACAGCUAUUGCUAUUAGAACAUUUUUAGUGAUUUCAAGUUUGGUUGUGGCCCUCUCUGUUCCUUAUUUCGGUGCUUUGAUGGCGCUAAUUGGUGCUUUUAUGUCAAUGACAGUUGCACUUAUUUAUCCUUGUGCGUGUUAUCUAAAGAUACACAACGGUAGAUUAUCAAAACUUGAGAUAACAAAGUGUGUAUUAGUUAUUAUUGUGGGGGUGCUAAGCUCUAUCGUUGGAACAUAUUCUGCUCUAUUAAGAAUAGCUAAUGGAGACGACUAAUUAGGAGAAUGUUUUUUUUUUUUUUUUCUUGAUCUAAAACUCCCCUCUUUCGAAAUGUUGUGCCAGAUAUUUUAGCAUAAAAUAUUUGGACUUCUCUAGAUAAAUUACGUAGGUCAUUUUAUUAAUUUGUAGUUAUGUUUUCUAGUUUAAAACAUUAUAUAGAUUAUAUACGCAUGGGGUGAUCCUAGUAUUUUUGCAAGAAACAUGCACAAGUAACGUGGUUGUACGUACUAAGGAUGAAUUGAACAUUACCACCAAAAUCUCCCCUCCCUUCUUUUUCCUUUGCAAGAAAGAUGCACUUUCACUUGUAAUAUUUCUAAA
Messenger RNA from Arachis stenosperma, 2146 nucleotides. RefSeq names its product amino acid transporter AVT1D-like. Bases 167 to 1825 code for a protein of 552 amino acids. Gene Ontology annotation, molecular function: amino acid transmembrane transporter activity. The record is from RefSeq and is a predicted model, not a curated record. The transcript is spliced from 12 exons. Gene Ontology annotation, cellular component: plasma membrane; vacuolar membrane. Lineage: Eukaryota; Viridiplantae; Streptophyta; Magnoliopsida; Fabales; Fabaceae. Gene Ontology annotation, biological process: amino acid transmembrane transport.